AUGGACUCCCCCGGCGAGCACCUGUACGAGACCCCGCUGGCCACCUACCACGCCCCCACCUCCAUCAUCUACGAGACCCUGUACGAGGUCCCGUCCGAGUACGAGACCUCCGUCCAGUUCCCCGAGCCGCCGUCCAUGCCACCGCCCAAGCCGCCGUCGGACGACGGGCGGAGCCGCUCGUCCUCGUCGUCCUCGUCCUCCUCGGACAGCGAGGACGAGGAGAGGGCGGUGGAGUACGAGAACCUGAGGGAGGAGAAGAGUCUGGCCUGGGAGAGGGGUUCCCAGGGUUCCCGGGGUUCCCGAGGCUCCCGUGGUUCCCGAGGUUCCCGCGGUUCCCGCCGGUCGUCUGCCUCCUCGGCGUCGUCCGCCUCCGAGAGACGGGAGCUCAAGGAGGAGAAGAAGAAGGACGACCCGGACGGGUUCAACAUCAAUCUCUAUGUCAAGGCGGCGAGCGAUGGCGAGAGCGUUGGGAACUGCCCCUUCUCCCAGCGUAUCUUCAUGAUCCUGUGGCUGAAGGGCGUCACCUUCAACGUGACCACCGUCGACCUGAUAAGGAAACCGGCCGACCUCCACAACCUGGCGCCGGGGACCCACCCACCCUUCCUCACCUUCCAGGGGGAGGUGCUCACCGACGUCAACAAGAUUGAGGAGUUCCUGGAGGCCGCGUUGACUCCGCCCAAGUAUCCCAGGCUCGCUGCCAAGAACCGCAAUUCCAACACGGCCGGAAAUGACAUCUUCGCCAAGUUCUCGGCAUACAUCAAGAACACCAGGGCAGAUAAGAACCAAUCACUGGAGAAGAGUCUGAACAAGGCUUUGGCCGAGCUGGAUGAGUACCUGAUGAAGCCCACGUACGAAGAGGACCAGGGGCGCCGUGGGGUGGAGUCCACCCGCCGGUACCUGGACGGGGACGAGCUGACGUUGGCUGACUGCAACCUCCUGCCCAAGCUUCAUGUGGUGAAGGUGGUGGCGAAGAAAUACAGAAAGUACGACAUCCCGUCGGAAUUCCGGGGCGUGUGGCGUUACCUGAACAAUGCCUACAAACGAGACGAGUUCAUCAACACAUCCGCGUCCAACGAGGAGAUCGAGCUGGCCUACAUGGAUGUGGCCAAGCGGCUGGGGAAGUGA
This is a messenger RNA of Salarias fasciatus (jewelled blenny), 1125 nucleotides long. RefSeq names its product chloride intracellular channel protein 5-like. The transcript is spliced from 6 exons. The record is from RefSeq and is a predicted model, not a curated record. Lineage: Eukaryota; Metazoa; Chordata; Actinopteri; Blenniiformes; Blenniidae. Bases 1 to 1125 code for a protein of 374 amino acids.